AUGUCGCGACUGCCUCUUUCAAGUCCUAUAGGUUCUCCUAACAAUACGACACAGCACACGAAUCUUACACUGCGCUUUUUUCCAUCCCGUCUUGUGAAAUCCCAAGCUGUAGAUAAUUUCGAUGAGGUAAUCAACGGACACGAGUUCGUUCUUGCCGAGUUCUAUGCUCCAUGGUGCGGCCACUGCAAGGCACUUGCCCCCGAGUAUGCGAAGGCAGCCACUCAGUUGAAGGAUGAAGGAUCAGAGAUUAAGCUGGCCAAACUCGACGCCACCGUUCACGGUGACGUUGCCAGCAAAUUCGAAGUCCGAGGAUAUCCCACACUGAAGUUAUUCCGUAAUGGAAAACCUAGCGAGUAUACUGGAGGGCGUGAUGCUGCCUCCAUAAUUGCCUGGUUGAAGAAGAAGACAGGACCGGUCGCCAAGACCCUCAAGACCGCCGACGAUGUCAAGUCUCUUCAAGAAGAGGCCGAUGUCGUUGUCGUCGGAUACUACAAGAAUCCUGAAGGAGAAAAGGCCAAGAUCUUCCUCGAAGUCGCUGCUGGUAUUGAUGAUAUUCCAUUCGGUAUCACCUCUGAGGAUGCUGCCAAGAAACAACUUGAGCUCAAAGAGGAGGGUAUUGUUCUGCUCAAGAAGUUCGAUGAUGGACGUGCAGUAUUCGAUGAGAAGCUCACUGCUGAAACACUCAAGCCCUGGAUCCAAGCCAACCGUCUUCCACUUGUUUCUGAGUUCACCCAAGAGACCGCUUCUGUCAUCUUCGGAGGAGAGAUCAAGAGCCACAACCUGCUCUUUGUGUCAAAGGAAUCCAGCGAAUUCGAGAAGCUCGAGUCCGAGUUCAAGAACGCUGCCAAGCAAUUCAAAGGAAAAGUUCUGUUCGUGUACAUCAACACCGACGUCGAAGAUAAUGCUCGAAUCAUGGAGUUCUUCGGUUUGAAGAAGGAUGACCUCCCAUCCGUCCGACUCAUCUCCCUUGAAGAGGACAUGACCAAAUUCAAGCCUGACUUCGCUGAAAUCAACACUGAGAACAUCGUUAAGUUCACACAAUCAUAUCUUGAUGGAGCCCUCAAGCCUCACCUCAUGUCCGAGGAGGUCCCCGAAGACUGGGACAAGGCACCAGUCAAGGUUUUGGUUGGAAAGAACUUCGACCAAGUUGCCCGAGACAACACCAAGAAUGUGCUCGUCGAGUUCUACGCUCCAUGGUGCGGCCACUGCAAGCAGCUCGCUCCUACCUGGGACAAACUCGGAGAGAAGUAUGCUGAUCACGAGAACAUCAUCAUUGCCAAGAUGGAUGCUACUGCCAACGAGGUCGAAGAUGUCAAAGUGCAGUCCUUCCCAACGAUCAAGUUCUUCCCAGCUGGUUCCAACAAAGUCAUUGACUACACUGGCGACAGAACUCUAGAAGGCUUCACCAAGUUCCUCGAGAGCGGAGGCAAAGAAGGAGCUGGACCAUCCGAGGAGGAGAAGGCUGUUGAAGAGGGAGAAGAAGAGGUACACACUGAGCUGUAA
This is a messenger RNA of Cylicostephanus goldi, 1503 nucleotides long. The record is from the annotation of a GenBank genome assembly. Lineage: Eukaryota; Metazoa; Nematoda; Chromadorea; Rhabditida; Strongylidae.